Molecule: messenger RNA, 2828 nt
Organism: Folsomia candida
Lineage: Eukaryota; Metazoa; Arthropoda; Collembola; Entomobryomorpha; Isotomidae
Gene: Naa15-16
Product: N-alpha-acetyltransferase 15, NatA auxiliary subunit
Exons: 15
Coding region: 213-2519 (768 amino acids)
Biological process (GO): N-terminal peptidyl-methionine acetylation
Cellular component (GO): cytoplasm; NatA complex
Molecular function (GO): protein-N-terminal amino-acid acetyltransferase activity; protein binding
Source: RefSeq, a predicted model, not a curated record
UCCUUCUCUUUUCUUCUCCUCCACUUUUCCACUCGUUCCCAAGAACAAACGCAACUUAUUUUAACUAUUCUGUUCCCACUAAUUAAGUUUUUUAAUUUAUCGGAACACAAGCCUUCGCUUAAUUAAGUAUUGUAUUAAUUGUACCGCACUGUAUCCCGGACCGUCCGGUUUUUGCACCCUGGUGUCUGGCUGGAUAAGAAAAAGAUAAGAAUAUGUCGGCUAAUCCGUCUCUUCCAAAUAACCGAACACUACCACCGAAGGAGUAUGCUCUGUUCAAAAGGAUUCUGAAAUGUUACGAACAUAAAUUGUACAAGAACGGACUCAAGUUCGCCAAGCAGAUCUUAGGCAAUGGACAAUUUGCGGAGCAUGCGGAAACUUUGGCUAUGAAGGGGCUCAUCCUCAAUGCCCUUGGAAGACGGGAAGAAGCCUAUGAAUACGUUAGGAGGGGGUUGAGGAACGACUUAAAAUCUCAUACCUGUUGGCAUGUCUAUGGACUCCUGCAGCGAUCCGAACGAAAAUACGAUGAGGCAAUCAAAUGCUAUCGAAAUGCACUGAAAUGGGAUUCGGCCAAUGUUCAAAUUCUGAGAGAACUGUCCAUAGUUCAAGUUCACACACGAGAUUUAGUCGGCUAUCGGGACACACGAAACACUCUUUUUCAACUGAAACCAGCCCACCGAGCCUCAUGGAUUGGAUUGGCAAUGUCAUAUCAUUUGCUAAAAGAUUAUGACAUGUCGUUCAAAAUUUUAGAUGCUUUUAGCAAAACAUUAACCAUUCGUGAUUCAUACGACUAUGAAAAGAGUGAAUUGCUACUGUAUCAGAGUGCGAUAUUAGAAGAAAGUGGCGAUCUCCAGUCUGCUAAAAAGUUCCUUUUGGACCAUGAGCGGGACAUUUAUGAUAAGUACACCUUCCAUGAGAGUAUAUGUAGACUUUACCUAAACCUUGGCGAGUAUGGGCGAGCAGAAGCUGGGUAUCGCAAAUUGCUCAGUAUGAAUCAGGAGGACGGCGCCUACUACGAGGGAUUAGCCAAGGCAAUGCAAAUUGCGGAUGAUCCGGCAGCCAAGCUGCAAUUGUAUCGAAACGUUGAGCGACAGUAUCCACGAGCUUACCUCCCCAAAAGGUUACCCCUGGACUGUGCGGAAGGAGAGGAAUUUCUGACUUACUUGAGGCCUUACCUCGCCGCCGCUUUGGACAAGGGAACACCCUCACUCUUCACUGAUAUUAAGCCCAUGUAUCAAAAUCCGGCAAAAGUGAUUCAAAUCGGAAACCUAGUCGAAUCUAUGGCUAACUCUUUGAGAGACUAUGGGAAGUUCUCUAAGGAUGACGAGAAAGUUGCAUCCGCCUCUGCAUUACUGUGGACGUAUUACUACUUAGCGCAACAUUAUGAUUAUCAUCGCGACACUGACACCGCUCUUGCAUACAUUGAGAAAGCAAUCGAACACACUCCCACUUUGAUUGAACUGUUCAUGUGCAAAGGGAGGAUUUACAAGCAUAUGGGCGACAUGAAUACGGCUGCCCAAUGGAUGGAUGAAGCACGCGAGUUGGACACGGCUGAUAGAUUUAUUAACUCUAAAAGUGCCAAAUAUCAAUUGCGAGCCAACCGUGUGGAGGCUGCGGCUGCUGUCUGUGGAAAAUUUACAAGGGAAGGAGCGUCUCCCAUGGAAAAUUUGAAUGAAAUGCAAUGCAUGUGGUUUCAAACUGAAUGCGCUUUAGCAUACCAACGACUCGGACAACUUGGUGACGCUUUGAAGAAAUGUCAUGAAGUUGACCGGCACUUCACAGAAAUCAUCGACGAUCAAUACGACUUCCACAGCUAUUGCCUCAGAAAAAUGACGCUACGCUCAUACAUGGAGCUGCUCCGUUUGGAAGAUGUUCUUCGAGCACAUCCGUUUUACUUCAAAGCUGCAAGGUGUGCAAUCGAAGUUUACAUUCACUUGUAUGACCACCCUUUACAAAACAAGUCGGCGGAUGAGCAAAUUAGUCCAGAAAACUUGACUCCUGCUGAACUGAAGAAGGUGAAAAACAAGCAGCGAAAGGCUAAAAAGAAGGCAGAAAUGGAGCAACAGGCCGCCGCUGCAAUUGCUGAGAAGAAGGAGCAUCACGCAAAAUCGAAGCAGGCCUCGGGCGAAGAUGGCGAAGCUCAUCCGCCCCCCUCGGAAGAACUCAUGCCAGAAAAAUUAGCUUCCGUUUCUGACCCAUUACAGCAAGCAAUACGAUUUCUUAUUCCGUUACAAUCUUUCGCUGCAAGUAAGAUAGAUACGCACUUGUUAGCGUAUGAGAUCUACAGCAGAAAAGAGAAACCUUUACUGAUGUUGCAAAGUAUCAAGCGAGCCUUGUCGGUGGACUCGAGACACCCUCAACUUCAAAAAUUUUUGCUACUAUUUCAUACCUCAAUGGAGAAAAAAGUCAAUUUCUUACCAAGUCCCUUACCAGAUUUCAUGAAGCGAGAAAUGGAUAAAAUUUAUAACACAGUGAACUUGGAACAGCUCAAACUCAACGUGGAAGAACAAAUCAAUAAUUAAGCUAAACGAUUUACUACUACUAAUAAUAAUUAUUUAAUAAUAUUUCUCUUUCUCAUCAGGAUUAGUUUUUACUGUAUUCUCAUUAUAAUGAAGAAAUCGACCGAGCCAUACCCAUGAAUCUGUACACAAUAUUUCCUCCUUUUUUUGUCAAUCCUAUCAAUCUCUUAUAUUUAAGUUUUUUUUUCCUUCAUGUAAAUGAAUUCAAAAUUCCUUCGUGUUCUUAAAAUAUUGUUCCUGAAUGUUGUUCGUGAAAGUUAAAAAGUAAAGGAAGAAAAAGCCCAGACUUUUAAUAUCUUCUUGUCAACAAAA